Telopea speciosissima is the source of this 1128-nucleotide messenger RNA. Its product is annotated as cinnamoyl-CoA reductase 1-like. Gene Ontology annotation, molecular function: oxidoreductase activity, acting on the CH-OH group of donors, NAD or NADP as acceptor. The coding region runs from base 96 to 1109 and encodes 337 amino acids. Lineage: Eukaryota; Viridiplantae; Streptophyta; Magnoliopsida; Proteales; Proteaceae. The transcript is spliced from 4 exons. The record is from RefSeq and is a predicted model, not a curated record.
CCGCUCUUUCCGCUCUUUUUUUAAUUUGCUAUAGUUGCCGUACUCCUAACGUCUCCUCAUUAUCCUCCGACGCCGGAAAAGGGAGAUCUGUCGAGAUGCCGAUGGACGGUUUACCAGGUUCAGGCCAGACUAUAUGCGUCACAGGUGCCGGAGGUUACAUCGCUUCGUGGCUCGUCAAGUUUCUACUAGAGCGAGGCUACACCGUUAAAGGAACGGUAAGGAACCCAGAUGAUCCGAAGAACUCUCAUUUGAAGGAACUCGAAGGUGCCAAAGAGAGAUUGAUCCUCUGCAAAGCCGAUCUUCUCGAUUACGAAAGCCUUCGUAACGCCAUCGAUGGAUGUCAGGGGGUCUUCCAUACUGCUUCCCCUGUCACUGAUGAUCCAGAAAAAAUGGUGGAACCGGCAGUGAAUGGGACCAAGUACAUAGUGAACGCGGCGAAAGAAGCCGGAGUGCGUCGAGUGGUGAUGACGUCAUCGAUCGGGGCGGUUCACAUGGACCCGAACCGAGAUCCGGAGAGGGUGGUAGACGAGUCUUGCUGGAGUGACCUGGACUUCUGCAAGAACACCAAUAACUGGUACUGUUACGGAAAGACGGUGGCAGAGCAGGCGGCGUCAGAGGAGGCGAAGGAGAAAGGGGUGGACCUGGUUGUGGUUAUCCCGGUUCUGGUUCUUGGUCCGUUGCUCCAGCCCACCAUUAACGCCAGCGUCAUUCAUGUACUCAAGUACCUGACUGGUUCGGCCAAGACCUACGUUAACUCGGUCCAAGCUUACGUCGACGUGAGGAACGUGGCACUGGCCCACAUUCUAGUCUACGAGUCGCCAGCGGCAGCCGGGCGGUAUCUCUGCGCCGAGAGUGUUCUCCACCGAGGAGAUGUCGUCGAGAUCCUUGCCAAGCUCUUCCCUGAGUACCCGGUCCCUACCAAGUGCUCUGAUGAGGUGAAGCCAAGGGCAAAACCGUACAAGUUUUCAAACCAGAAGCUAAAGGACCUAGGGCUUGAGUUCAUCCCAGUGAAGCAAACUAUGUACGAAACCGUCAAGAGCCUACAGGAGAAGGGACACCUCCACAUCCCUACACAGGCAAAUGAUCCCAUUCGUCUUCAAUCCUCAUGAUCUUCUUCUGCCUUCCUUG